Molecule: messenger RNA, 1413 nt
Organism: Talaromyces stipitatus ATCC 10500
Lineage: Eukaryota; Fungi; Ascomycota; Eurotiomycetes; Eurotiales; Trichocomaceae
Exons: 2
Coding region: 1-1413 (470 amino acids)
Source: RefSeq, a predicted model, not a curated record
AUGGUACACGAAAAGAAAGCUCUGAAUCGCCCGCCGACGCGUAAGUUGGUACGUUGGAAUGAUGAUCUCGAUAAGCUACUCCUUCUCACUAUCCAAUCUGUCUGCAACAGGGAAGGUGUGAAGAUCCCUUGGGCAGAGGUGGCCAAGUCUAUGGGAAACAAUGUCACUGAGGGAGCAAUCAUUCAGCAUCUUGCCAAGUUGCGUGUUCGACGUGUCGAGAAAAACAAGCAAGUGCCUCCUCCUUUACGUCGCGGUGGUGGUCCGUCUGGUGCUUCCAGGUCACCAGAUGCUCCCGUGACGCCUGUCUCUCCACAGUACGCAGAAGCCGUGACAGAGCGCCGGGUGAGCCAGCAGAACCAGCCUGAAAUAAAGAAAGAGAAGCGUAGCUUCAGCAAUGUCAGAGAUGAGGUUUCAGACAGCGACGAGGACUGGACCUCCGAUAGCCCUAGUAAAAACAAAAAAGCCAAAAAGAAACGUCCCCAGAAGAAACGGAAGACCACCCCUAUGGAGCUCGAGCAAUCCUUCGAAGAGAUUAAUCUUGAGGAUGAUGCCACAGAAGGUGUUGCCGGUGCCUUCCAGAGAAGCGAUGAGUUGGUGGCCGUGGGUGCCAACUAUCUUGAGUUUCUCGGUGACAGCAGCAAAGCGCAAGACGAUGAUCAUGCAGCUGCUCUUAGCGAGGAUGAAGAUCAGCUAGAGACCAAGGAAUCGUUGGUCAUCACACUCAAACCUGGUACCAACAACAUGCGUCGGCUGAAGUACAAGGGGACUGGUGUAUUCCAAGACAGAAACCCUGAACAGCGGUGGGAGUUGCCUCCACCUGGUCCAAACGGUCAAAGCUGGGGCUUCAGCAGGGACUAUUAUGGGCCAAUCCCUCAGUCCGCUCAGCACUCAAAUAACCCUGGUCUACUCCGCGGAGAGUGGCCAAUUGAAGUCGCCAUGAGACAAUAUGAAGCACCUCAAGCAGUGACGUGGUCAAACGAGACUUACCAUCCAGACCCAAGACUUGUACAUCCAGCCAUGGUUCUAGAGGAUCCGAACUGCAAGCCUCAAUUGAAGUUCCAUCGCAAGUUGCGCGCCGCCGAAGAGGCAAAUGCCGAAGCUCGUGCCCGCGACCAAGCACAGCCAGCAUAUCAAGUGUACGUCAACAAACACAGGGAACUUCCAAGCUAUGGCGAAUCAAGUUGGACCGCUCUCGUCACGAAUCCAUCCCAGACUCUAUCCAACAGUUUUCAUACUUCUCUCCCCCAAACUGAAGGACGAUUGGAUACCCGUCAAUUCUUGGAUCCCCAAAACUCUGGAACAAAUGAUAACCUAAUGGAUCAUUACAAUGAGGUGCCGCCUGGUAAGAUUUUUGCUAUUGAAAUGCUUGGCGAUAAUAUCGUCGAAGAAGCAAAAGAAUUGGACUGGUGGUAA